AUGGUCGUUCGUCCGUAUUUUACCAAAGAAAGAAAAGUGCUUCCUUUCGACAAACUCAUAGAGCUCGAACAAAUCGACGAGUUGACGUUCCGCUCGAUAACCAAAGGCUACUCACCAACAGGUGGAGAAAAUGGGACGUAUGGCGGUCAUAUUUUUGCGCAAGCUGCAUGGGCUGCAGCACAAACCAAUAUCACCGGCUGGUUCAACCUCGCUGGAAACCCCAAUGAGCACUUUACCUACCGAGUGGAGAAAAUGCGCGAUGGCUACAACUACUGCUCUCGCAACGUGACCGUGACCCAAGCCGCAGCAAAAGGCAGCACGUUCACAUGCACAUGUUCGUUCAAGCGAGAAGAAAGCGCAUCAGUCGAUGCCCAAGAGCACAUCAACCUAAAAGAAACGUAUCACGAAGUACUAAAAGGACGAGAAAAUGAACCAAUGCAGCACGCCCCAACCCCCAGCAACGACUCAGUUGCAUUCGUCGAAGACUAUCUCCCAGCCCACCCAAACCACUUCAACCCAGUCCCCGGCCUGCACCUCCGAAAAGUCGAAAUGGCAAACUACAACCGCACCCGCGCACCACUCGACCGAAAGCAACUGACUUUCUACUCGCUGCGAGGAUCGCUACCCCUACCCACAGCGCCCUUCCCACCUCCAUCAGAUGAUCCCAGAAAGACAAACCCAACCCGAGAAGCAAACCUACACGCCUGCACCCACCUCUACGCCUCCGACUGCCAAUCCCCACAGAUUGUCCCCCGGCACCUAGAUAAACCCCGCGACUUCACGCGCAUGGCAUCGCUCAGCCAUAGUGUAAUUUUCCACACGGGCAUCCGCGAUCUCGUCAUGGCUCCUGAGCCGCGGGUCGAUCAUCCGGACGCUGAUCCAACCUUCUGGGACGACGGGCCGCUGCCGGUGUGUAAUCUGGAGGGGUAUGGGAAGGCGGAUCGGGAUGGGAGGAAGUGGUUCGUGCAGGAGUCGUGGGUUACGCGGGCGGCGAAGGGGAGGGCGCUGUAUAUGAGUCGCAUGUGGGAUUAUGAGAGGGGGGUGCAUGUUGCGACUACUUUUCAGGAUGGGUUGGUUAGGUUUAGGGAGGAUGUGCGGUUGUAG
This is a messenger RNA of Bipolaris maydis ATCC 48331, 1104 nucleotides long. Its product is annotated as thioesterase-like superfamily-domain-containing protein. Gene Ontology annotation, molecular function: fatty acyl-CoA hydrolase activity. Gene Ontology annotation, cellular component: peroxisomal matrix. The record is from RefSeq and is a predicted model, not a curated record. NCBI's taxonomy places the organism in Eukaryota, Fungi, Ascomycota, Dothideomycetes, Pleosporales, Pleosporaceae. Gene Ontology annotation, biological process: acyl-CoA metabolic process; fatty acid catabolic process.